AUGCAAGCUGCCGCCACGCGUUUCCUUUCGGAUCUCGCGCGCGGCGCCUCGCAGGCCCUGGUGGUGUGGUCGGCCUCGCCCUCACCGUCUCCCGCGUGCCCUGCCUGUACGUGCGAGUGCUCCCCGACAUACAGCGUCUCCUGCCCGAACAUCGACGUGCCCCACGCGCUGCAGGUCUUGACGGCCUGGGGCAGCCACCUCGUGUUCUUCUUCUUCGGGCUGCUGGUGGGCGUCUUCGUGGUGCCCGCGAUCUGGAGGUCGCAGGCUGCGGGAGUGAGAGUUUCAGUCCCAUCGGAGGCAGUCAGCGCUGGACCCGCUGUAUACCAUGAGCGGAUCACGUUGUUGGACGUGCCACCUGACGCGGCGGUGGUCCUCACGGUGGACGGAGACGUUUACGAGGAGUCGACGGUCGUGGAUGCGGACGUGCUCGAGGUGCGGCCUCUUCGAGGCCUCGGGGCCCCGCUGUUCGGCGUCGCCGAUCUCAACACGCAUCGGUUCGCGGUGGCGCCCGACGCGGACACCAUGUGGGCGCACCUUCGGGCGGCCGCGAUGUUGCGUGGCGCGCCCGUGCCCGCCUCGCCGUUCGUGUUGGCUGCAGGCGUGGGCGUCGGGGCUGCCUGGGCUUCUCAGCGCGUGCAGCUGGACGACCCCGCUGACGCAGCGGCCGUGGUGGCGGCUCCCCCUGCCGCGCCUCCCGUCGGCGGCGGCGCCGCUGGCGUAGGCGGGGCAGGGGCCUUGGCGGCCGCCCUGGGGGUGCCCGUGCCACGUGCUGCAGCCCCUGCGGCCGCGCACGCCGCCGCGGCAGGGGAUCCCGCGGCGGCGGCCACUGCCGCAGGCGCUGGUGGGCCGGCUAGGGCAGACUGCCGCGUGCACCCGAUAGUGCGCGACGCGGCUAGGCGGCGGGCGCUGGACUUCACCACGGCGGCCUUGCUGGCUUCUUCCACGCCCCAGGCGGACUGGCCGAUCAAGGGUCCGCGGACGACGCAGUGGUGCCUCGAUCACAUGAGGCGCGACGCAGGCGGUCCGCUGGCGUGGCGUUCCAAGUGGAAGGCGGGGGCGAUGUUGUGCGACACGGAUGCGAUCUGCCAGCAGCACGAAAUGAACUGCAGGUUGCUCGAGAUAGGCCUUUGCUACGACCAGAUUAACUGCGCGGAGCUGGCGUCAUAUGAGCUGAUCUGCCGCCAGAUCCAGCUCAUCGAGGAGCGGCACUACGAGGACACCGUCACCGCGCAGGUGGCCGCGGAGGACAAGCAGGCGGGGAAGGACAAGAGCGCCAAAGCUGCCAGCUCGAGCUUGCUGGCGGUGGAGGCGGACCACUACAUGGGGGUGUCGGCGAGCAAGGGCAACCUGUGCAUCGCGCCCGCCCUCACGGACUUCAUCGUUGUCCAGUUGAAGGCGGAUGCCACCAUUGCCAAGGAGAGAUGGGCUGACGACGGCAUCGCAGCCCUGAACCAGCUGAGCGGCCACUUCGCUCCUGCGUCUGCCCCGCCUGGUUUAACGGCAUCGGCAGCGCAGGCGAUCGCGAUGGAUCACAUCUCUCAGGCCUAUCGACAUUUUCCGCUACCUCCUGAAUAUCAUGAGGAUGCUCAUUCUGGCGAAGCAGCCUUGGCAGAGCUGCUCGCGUCGGCGCCUGGGUACUCUGCUGACUCCCAGCGCGUCAAGCCCUACAACAAGGAUCCAGUGUCCUGGCCUGAUCUCUCGACGGCUCCAGUUGAUGUCGCUGAUCUCGUCGGGGAGGCCGAGCGCGAAUGUUUGUCGGGAUGGAGACGGACCGUGCUAAAGGGUGAGUCGUCUGCUUCCGAUCCGAGAGCGGCUUCGGUGCCGCAGCGCCCUUACGUCGACCCGAUUUUGGGCAACAGCCCCAGGGCCGGCUUCGUGGGUAAGUUGCUGCAGGGUGGUAUGAUCUCCUUCUGUGUCGCGCGGGCUGGUGAUCCUUUUAUCUUGGGUUUUUUCUUUGUCGAGAAGGUUGGCAAAGGCACGCUUCGCCUCGUCUUCGACACGAGGGUGGCGAACGAGGGUUUCGUGGCGCCCACGCUCCCCACGGCGGCGGCGUGGGCCGCCCUGGAGUCGGUCCACCCCGUGGUGCUGGCCCAGGGCGAUAUCCAGUGCGCCUUCUACCGCGCGCUCGUGCCGAAGGGCAUGGGGGAGCUGUUCACGCUGCCGACAAUCUCCAAUCGUCUGCUCAAUGUAAGCAGCUCGACG
This is a messenger RNA of Prorocentrum cordatum, 2202 nucleotides long. Lineage: Eukaryota; Dinophyceae; Prorocentrales; Prorocentraceae. The record is from the annotation of a GenBank genome assembly.